Messenger RNA from Cylicostephanus goldi, 483 nucleotides. Lineage: Eukaryota; Metazoa; Nematoda; Chromadorea; Rhabditida; Strongylidae. The record is from the annotation of a GenBank genome assembly.
AUGUUGUAUGAUGUCGAAGUAUUUGGAGAAAGGGGUACCAUAACCGCUGGAUUAUUCUUCCUUUACUUUCUAAGAUAUGCGCUAUUAUCUUCCCUUCAAACUAUGAUUCCUGCUGUCAUGGCUGAAAGAAUAUUCGCUUCACGCUAUAUCAGCGACUAUGAAAAUCGCAAUCGCGCUUGGAUUUCGUAUAUGGUUAAUGGUGGUGCCCUAACGCUCGCUGCACUGUACUAUAUUCUCGUUCAAUUAAUAUGCGUUGGUAUAUUCACUACGAUUCUUCUUGCAGCAGUCACUCUUUCUAUCACUAUAUUCUCAUCAGUAGCUAUGGUAGUCGUUUAUAAGCGUGAUGCAGCUAAGCUUCAUGAACUUGGGAGUAUGACUGGGCGUUCAACAAUCAACUACGCAUUGAGCAUGAAGUUCCAGUUGGCUGAAAAUGUUCGCGUCACAAAGGUAAAGCUGCGGAACCGAGCUGUACUAGGACGUUAG